Cyprinodon variegatus (sheepshead minnow) is the source of this 1581-nucleotide messenger RNA. Its product is annotated as UDP-N-acetylglucosamine/UDP-glucose/GDP-mannose transporter-like. The coding region runs from base 41 to 1054 and encodes 337 amino acids. Gene Ontology annotation, molecular function: GDP-fucose transmembrane transporter activity; antiporter activity. NCBI's taxonomy places the organism in Eukaryota, Metazoa, Chordata, Actinopteri, Cyprinodontiformes, Cyprinodontidae. Gene Ontology annotation, cellular component: Golgi apparatus. The record is from RefSeq and is a predicted model, not a curated record. The transcript has 13 exons.
GGAAGCUGCCCCUUUUAUCAGCUCCACGGUUACGUAGACCAUGGCUGAGCUCCACAGACGCGGCGGAGGCAGAUCUUCGGCUACUGGGGGAGCAUCUUCCACCUCCUCCGGGGGCCAUAGGGAAACAUCCGGAGACACCUCCACGGUGUUCGCCAAACUGCUCGCCGCGGCUUUUUACGGCGUCAGCUCGUUUCUGAUCGUUGUUGUCAACAAAAGCGUCCUCACCAGCUACAGGUUUCCGUCAUCAACAUGUGUUGGGAUUGGCCAGAUGCUGGCCACCAUAGUGGUCCUACGGACUGGGAAACUGUUGGGUGUCAUCUCAUUCCCAGAUCUGGACUUGACCAUACCUGGCAAGAUGUUCCCUCUGCCGCUGCUGUAUGUGGGGAAUCAGAUCUCAGGCCUUUUCGGGACACAGCGACUGAACUUACCAAUGUUCACGGUUCUGAGGAGGUUCAGUAUUUUUCUCACCAUGGUGUUUGAGGGAUUCCUGCUGAAGAAGACCUUCUCUGCCUCCAUAAAGAUGACAGUGUUCACCAUGAUCUUUGGUGCUUUUAUCGCUGCAAGCGCCGACUUAGCUUUUGAUCUUGAAGGAUACAUUUUCAUAAUGCUCAACAACAUCCUGACGGCAGCCAGUGGGGCUUUUGUGAAGCAGAAGCUGGAGUCCAAGGAGCUUGGAAAAUACGGACUGCUGUAUUACAAUGCUUUGAUCAUGAUUUUCCCCACGCUGGCAUAUGCAUAUUACUCAGGAGACUUACAGAUGGGACUGGAAUACCAAGGAUGGGCUGAUCAGCUGUUUGUUGUGCAGUUUGUGCUCUCCUGCGUCAUGGGCUUUGUCUUGAUGUACUCCAUCAUGCUGUGCACGCAGUGUAACUCAGCACUCACUACCUCCAUUAUCGGCUGCAUCAAAAACAUCCUGGUCACGUACAUUGGGAUGGUGUUUGGAGGAGAUUAUAUAUUCACCUGGCUGAACUUCUUAGGUCUAAACAUCAGCAUUGCUGGCAGCCUGGUGUACUCCUAUAUCACUUUCACACAAGAACAAACCAAAAAGGCAUAAAUCUUGGAUUGCAAACCCAGCGAAGGUGAAGAGUGAUGAUCGCCCAACCAGUCCGUGAAGUCCGCACACUUCCAGGAGAAAUGAUCUGACUUUUUAACUUUGCAGAUGUCUCUAUAUUUUAUAGAAAACUUUUUCUUCCUAAGCAAGAUUUUAACAUUUAUAAAGUCAGGAUGAUUUAGUUUGUCUCACUGCAAAACCUGAUAAUUUUUUCCUAAAACAAGCCAAUUUGCCCUUAAAUUGAGCAGGUGAAUAAGAUGAGCUGACAAUGGAACGAGUAUUUUUCCCCCUUAGAAUAAGAUACUUGCAGUCAUAUGAAAAGGUUUGGGCAUCCCUAUUAAUCCUAAUUAUUGUUAUUUCUAAAUAUUGCAACAGCUACUUAAGUUUGGUAUAUCUAAUAACUGACGGACACAGUAAUAUUUCAGUAUUGAAUUGAGGUUUAUUGAACAGAAAAUGUGCCGUACGCAUUAAAUCACAAUUUGACAGGUGCAGAAACAUGGACACCUAAGAUAAAAAGAGACAUUAAUAUU